This is a messenger RNA of Paramecium octaurelia, 481 nucleotides long. Lineage: Eukaryota; Ciliophora; Oligohymenophorea; Peniculida; Parameciidae. The record is from the annotation of a GenBank genome assembly.
UAUUAAUGCAAUAAAUGGAGCCCAUCAUCGCCAAGUUGCGCAUAUUAGAAUUGGACGAAUAUGAACCACUAAAGAAAUAUUUCCCAAACGUAACACACAUCCUCUCAAUCUGUAGCCCAAACUCAAGUUAUCUCAAGUCGUCUUUGGAAUACUAAUCAUCUCAAUCCUGUGCACUUUUAUGGGCAUCGCAUCAAGAGUUGUGACUGGCUUGGUUGGAGCCCUGAUUCCCUCCUUUUAAGCAAUCAAUAAAUACCAAACCACUGGUAGAAUGUGAUCAAACUGAUAUUAGGUGAGAUUUACACGUGCCUUCCUUAUUUCAUCAUAUUUUCGACCUACUUGACCUUCCAAGGCUGGAUUAUGUGGAUCUUUUCUUUCAUCCCCUGUUUAGACACCAUGUGUCUCUUGUUUGUCUUGGCUCUAUAUCAUCCAGAUGUGCAAUUAUCAAAUAAAAUUUGGACUUUUCUAUAGAAAGUUAUGUGAG